Messenger RNA from Naegleria fowleri, 3030 nucleotides. RefSeq lists its product as uncharacterized. The transcript is spliced from 2 exons. The coding region runs from base 1 to 3030 and encodes 1009 amino acids. The record is from RefSeq and is a predicted model, not a curated record. NCBI's taxonomy places the organism in Eukaryota, Heterolobosea, Eutetramitea, Acrasida, Naegleriidae.
AUGGCAAAAUCAAGACACAGUGGAGUGUCGUCAUCCUCUCCGGAAGAUGUUGCCACAACAACAACUUCUACAAACACCUCCACAAAGAAGGACACUGCCUCAUCCUCCCAAAAGACAUCUAAUAGAACUUCUCCGAAAUCAAAAUGUUGCAAUUCUUUCAUGUUAUGGUUCUUUUUCAUCAUUCCCAUCUCGUUCGGACUUGUUUCAUUGCUCGUAUAUGUUUUUACCUUUCAUUCGGAAGAUGUGAAAUUUGAACUUUCGAAAUGGAUACCAAGUUUAUUUAAAAAGCAGGCGAGAAAAGUGGCUGUUCAAUAUCCUACUUUGAAUAAUCAUUCUAAAUUUCCAGCCAUUAUCAGUUCAACACCUGAGUAUGUGAGAUAUUUGGAGUUACUAAAAAAGGAAACUUUGACACAACCACAACGAAAAAAGGUUCAUGUUGGAGUGUUUGAUGAACAUCAUUGUUCAUUGUUUUUUUGGGUGAGAGCUCAUAAAUUGGGACUCAUUCCAAGAUUGAAUUAUAAUCAUUCAACAAAUUCUCAACAAAAUGUCUACAACUUGAACUAUCAAGGUCUUCCAUUGCUUCAUAUUGACUCACAUUCAGAUGCACAAAUUCCACAACAUUAUUACAGUUUCAAACCUUUCAGAGAUUUAAUUCAAAACACUCCACUCGGAGCGAAGGAAGAAUAUGUCACCUCUAAAAAUGUAACUAAAAAGAGACAUCCUUUCAAUAAUCAAAAAGUGAGCGAAUUACUUGCAGUCACUUCGAUUGGAGAUUUCAUUCCGGUCGCUCAAUAUAUGGAAUUGGUUGGUCCUCGAGUAGUUUGGCUUCAAAGUAAUUUCGAAGGAGGAGGUUACAAUUUUAAUACUGGUCGAUACAAUGCCGAGUUGGGAGUGAGAGCGAGUGCCAUGAAGUUGCCACCACAAACUCUUCAAGAUUUGACAAAAGCUGCAAAUUCUCUAAAUGUAGAAACCACUUAUUUGUGUUAUCGAAAUCCAGAUGGAUACUCGUGGAAUAUUCAUUACAAGAAUGGAAAAAAAGUCUUGACCAAACCUGUUCACACUCUUGCUCAAAUUGCUAAGGAAGGAGUUUGCUCUGAAUAUGAACCUUUUCAUAAUGCUUCACAUGAAUCAUUUCCAAUUCAAUGGGAUGUCUACAAUAUGGAUGAAUUGUUUAAUGCACAUUCUGAAGACAUCAUUGAAGAGAAAGCCAAAUUCUUUAACGCGACUCCAUAUUUGUUGGAUAUCGAUCUUGAUUACUUUUCAUCAGAUGACGAAAUGCUCUUCAAUAUUGUUCCAAGAAAAACUUAUGGAGGACUUUUUAAGGUUUUGGAAGAAAUGGUUCAAGAAGAGAUAAUUUUGUGUUUGGAUCGAAGAAUUUAUGAACCUACCAAAAACAUGUCACUUCCCAUUGAAAAGGUGAAGAAAUUUAAUAGGAACAAAAUUUCCAAAUUACUUCAUGAAAUGUUUUUUAGAGGACUCAUGUUUGAUGAGAAUAGCGUCUUUUCCAAACAACCUGUACAGAAAUCAAAAAUGAUUGGCGACACUGUGUUUGGUUCUGAAAUUUUAGAAUUAUUUUGCAAAGGGUCUCAAUUUGCUCUCGAACACUUGUAUCAACUUUCCAAACUUGUGAUUAUCUUUUUGGAAAAUUUGAAUUACUUUUACUUGUCACUACUCGAUGCAAAUUAUGCAUUCCCAUCCAUCAAGCCCUAUUGUAAAGUGAAUCAAAUGUUUGGAAUUUGUCCAAGUGGAUUACCUUCAAAAUAUUUAACACGAGAGGAAAUUCUUGAUCAAAUGAACAAGUUGGAAAAGUUACUUGUUGCACAAGAGCAGUUACCAGCAUAUGUGACCAUCUCUCGUUCAGUCGAUGCUUAUUUACCAAAGGUAUUGCAUCACUUCAUCGAGUCUGAAACUUUACAAAUGUUGGAACGAGCAUUUAAGAAAAUUUCUCCCAAUGUGACAGUUGACGUUUCCUAUUUUGACGAAUUUGAGCCAACCUCAAAGAAGUAUGAAAAGGAAGCCACUCGACAAUUUUUCGACGAGAUUGAAAAAGAAGCAUCCAUGAUUCGUCAAUCCGUCCAAGAAAUUGAUGAUCCAAUUGCAACCUAUUUGCCUCAUGUCAAUUACAAAAUUUACAAUGUUGCUCUCAUGCUUCACUUUUUGCAAGAACGUGAAGUCUCCUUCGACAUGUUCGUUCAGGAUAUUACAUUACUGAAAGAAUUUCUCGAGUGGAAAUUAACAAAUGCAGCAUUUAUAGAUUUUGAAAAUUUAGGAAUUGUCUCAAAACCUAACAAGUCCAUCUUCAUGCCAUACACCAUUCCUUCCAAGAGACCUCGACUUUGCAUGUUAAUUUUGAAGAAUGUUGUACAAUCACAGAGUAACAACACAUUAGAUGCAAAUGAUGAAAACUCAAAUUCAACUCAAUUUGAAAAACAAGGAAACAAAAUUCCUCAUGAUUUAUCAGUGGCUUCUUCCACCUUAAAUUGUUUCAUUCAAAAAUUGAACAAGACAUUCGAACGUGAGUUAAUUUUGGAAUUGGAAAUUGUAGAAAGUGCAAGCCGUAGCGAAUUUUCAAAAAAAUUUGAAGAACUUGUUGAAUAUUAUCGAAACUUAUUCCCAACUCAUUUCAAGAAUGUGACCAUUGAGAGAGAUGAAGCCAAACCAUUUGCUCUCGUCGUAGAUCCUUCGUGUGUGACCUUCGAUUUGGAAGAAGAACUUAAACCUAAAAAAACCAAAUCGAAAAAGUAUAUUAAUUUGGAGGAAAGUCCAGUUGUGAAACGUUCUGGAAAAGAACCCAUUUCAAUUUCGUAUGAUUUUUCAGGAGUUGUCUCUACUUUUAAUAAUUUGGUAUUGGAUUUAUUGAAAGAGAGUACACCUUCAGCCUCCUUGAAAGAUUAUUCGAAUAAGAUGGCAUACAUUGAGGCACAGAAGGAAGCAUUCAAUAAGAAGAAGCUGAAACAACGUUAUGAAAAUGUGAAAGGAAUUGUGGAGACAUCCAUCAAGAAGUGCAGCACUGGAAAAGUACAGUUGUAA